CAAGAAUUCCGAGCACAAUUCGCAAGACCAGAAUCGACGGGAUAGCGACGACUUGUCCACCAAUCUUCCUGUUGCGCCGAGUCGCAUUCAAGCUACUGCUCCACCGAGAGUGUGGAAUGCCCAUGAUGGAGCAGCCAUCCACCAUACAAAGUACCAUUUCUGCAGCUUUAAUUUCAACGACUCGCAGCGCCGGAGCAGUAGCAAGCGAGGACCUUGCAUUCCACCGAUCUCUCGACCCUGCCCUGGGAACCGAGCUCGACAAGCAAAAUGCGCGGCUUCUGGAACUUGCGAACCGCCUUCUGGGGGCUGCGACAGCGAAUACGGAGAUAGUACGUCCUCAACGCCUAAAGGACCUCGAAAAUGUUGAGGACAACUGGAGGGCCGUGGUUGAUGUUGUCGAUAGUCUGUUGGAGCGAGCAGAUACAGCGUUGGAUGAAUUUACUGGCGCAGUCAAGAGGUUAAGUCCUGGUAUCAAUCAGACGACCGAUAAAUUGCAGAGAUCUUCGAAUCAAAUCGCCGGAUCGAGAAGUGCAGAGAUCGCAAAACCACAGCUGCUCUUCGAACAUGCGCCCACCAAUUACGAGACCGCACCAUUCAAACCACUUCUCAAAUCCAAGCCGCAUGCACGAGAGCCUUUGGCCGAGACGCCCGUCUCUACAGCUGAUGAGCCGAAGCCGCAUUUCCCACACCCGUAUCAAACCGAGAUCGAAAACUACACCUACCCUUCUUCAGUCUAUAUGCAGAACGAACCGAUCAUGUAUAAACCAUUCGAGGAGACGAGCGCCAUCUAUGUCGAUACCGAAGUAGCGAUGUUAGAAAUGCUGCAAGAGCUGAAGAAGGCGAGCGAAAUUGCUGUCGAUCUAGAGCAUCAUGAUAGCCGCUCCUACAUAGGGGUGGUGUCGCUCAUGCAAAUCAGCACGCGGAAUCAAGAUUGGAUUGUGGACACACUAAAGCCGUGGAGACGGAAACUUGAAUGUCUCAACGAGGUAUUCACCGAUCCGAACAUUGUCAAAGUUCUCCAUGGCGCAUACAUGGAUGUGAUGUGGCUCCAACGUGACUUGGGACUAUAUCUUGUCGGCUUGUUCGACACUCACUAUGCUGCAAAGGCUCUCGGAUACACCGGAGGCAGUCUGGCCUUCUUGUUGAAGAAAUUCAUAAAUUUCGAUGCUCAGAAGCAGUACCAACUUGCGGACUGGCGAGUGCGGCCUUUACCGCAAGAACUACUUGAUUAUGCCCGAAGCGACACACAUUUCUUGCUCUACAUCUUCGACCGUAUGCGCAACGAGCUUAUCGAGAGAUCUGACUUUGCGGUGCCGGAUCAUGAGAAGGACAAAGUAUGGGACGUCUUAACGAAGAGCUCCGAGACAAGUUUGCAGAGAUACGAACAUCCAAUCUACGACUCAGACCUCGGACAAGGAGCGAUGGGGUGGUACAAACUCCUCCACCGAAAUCCAAUGGAUCUUACAUCACAACAAUUCGCCGUGCUCCGCGCAGUUCACAAGUGGCGCGACGAUGUUGCCCGGGAACAGGACGACAGCGCAAAUUACGUGAUGCCUAAUCACAAUAUAAUCUCCAUCGCGAAAUCGCCGCCAUCGUCGCGAGAAGAGCUGAUCUCAUUGCUACACAACCGGACAAGAACGGUCCGUGAACGGGCAGGCGAAUUGCUAAGUAUCAUUGCUCAAGCAAAGUUGAGUGGCGAAAACGGGCCUGAAAUGUCGGCAGUAUUGAGUCAGAUCGAACCGCGUGCAAGCAGAAGAUCAGGACUUAGCUACGACAAGCCUAAGCCGUCUCUGGUGUCUAAACCGCCUCCUGUUACGGUUCCGUCCUCUACACACCCCGCGCUGCCAUUGCGCAGUGCUUCAUCAUCAUUCUGGGGCUCUGUAUGGGAUGGUAGUAUCUUCCAACAGAAAAGAGGUAUUGCCACUGCAAACAGAGUGUCACUCGCUGUUCCCCUUCCGCCAUUGACUGCCGAAAUCUUUGCCGACCCUGAGGAACAUCACGCUACUCAGUCGGUUCAACCAAAUGGCGAAAUCACCGAAGCUGCUGCUCCAAGGCAACCCGAAGCGUCGGUCGAUGACGACGUCUUCGUCUUGAAGGAUCUGAGUAAGAAGCGGAAGCUCGUCGACAGGUCAGACAGCAUGGCGGCACAAUCAAACGAAAUAUCUAUUCAAGAUAAUAGCGGCCUGAAUUCCAAAGCGAGACGGGCUCAAGAGAGAGCAGAGCGCAAGAAAGCGAAACGGUCACAGAGGGAGGCAGCCCAAGACGAUAUCAUUGAUGCCGAAAUUGGUGAUGUUGCCGAACAUGACACCGCGGAUGAACCGUUCGACUAUGCUUCGGCUCCUAGCAUAUUGAAUCCUCCACGCGAGAGUUUUGCCAGCGCAAAAGAGCGCAAGAAGAAAGAGAAACAAUUGAAUCCUUACGCGAAAGCUUUGGAUGCGCCGAAGGGAUUACCCAGAGCUCAGAAGGAGAAGGCUGGCAAGAGCAAGACUUUCAAAUCAUAAUUGGAAAAGCUUGCGUGUAGCAUUAUUGGUAGUUGGGGCAUUGGGUUGGAGUUGUUUUUUGAUCCUACGGUCUUAUUGCUUGGUGACCCACCAGCAUGAAUAUUACUAGCAUAGCUGUAAACCCUGUGCUAUCGUUGAAGCUUGCUUGACAAGCAUCUGAACGCUACCUACUCUUCCAGCGUCUUCACUCUUCCGUUU
Molecule: messenger RNA, 2699 nt
Organism: Dissoconium aciculare CBS 342.82
Lineage: Eukaryota; Fungi; Ascomycota; Dothideomycetes; Mycosphaerellales; Dissoconiaceae
Exons: 2
Coding region: 117-2501 (794 amino acids)
Biological process (GO): nuclear polyadenylation-dependent antisense transcript catabolic process; nuclear polyadenylation-dependent CUT catabolic process; TRAMP-dependent tRNA surveillance pathway
Cellular component (GO): nuclear exosome (RNase complex); nucleolus
Molecular function (GO): 3'-5'-RNA exonuclease activity; nucleic acid binding; nucleotide binding
Source: RefSeq, a predicted model, not a curated record